Gymnodraco acuticeps is the source of this 5890-nucleotide messenger RNA. It is a transcript of the gene lrrfip1a, whose product is annotated as leucine rich repeat (in FLII) interacting protein 1a. Gene Ontology annotation, biological process: regulation of transcription by RNA polymerase II. The coding region runs from base 745 to 5256 and encodes 1503 amino acids. Gene Ontology annotation, molecular function: RNA polymerase II cis-regulatory region sequence-specific DNA binding; DNA-binding transcription factor activity, RNA polymerase II-specific. The record is from RefSeq and is a predicted model, not a curated record. The transcript is spliced from 23 exons. Lineage: Eukaryota; Metazoa; Chordata; Actinopteri; Perciformes; Bathydraconidae.
AUGUCGAGGGUGUCCAAGUCAAGCAAGUACAAUAAUUUAAAAUGAAAUUUAGAGAGAUUUAAUCAGUUGGCUUUUCCUAUUAGUAGUAUUAAUAAACCGUUACCGUAGCUAAUCGUAUUUAGGUCUACAAUGUCUGCUUAACCAGUGUUUUUUUUGGUGACAAAAUGACGUUUCUAUUGCAACCAAUAUAUCCGACCUCACUUGAAGGCAGCUUGAUCGAGGAAAUGCUUUGAAGUUCGUCAGAGUGACAGGUUCGAGUCUCCUGCUGAGAAUCCGUCAGGUGGUGGAGUCACACUGCUGCUAGAUAAACACGAGGCAAAACACACUACAAUACCGGUGUUUUAGCUACAGCUUACUUUAGUAUUUAAUUGUCGGUGUUUGUUUUUUAGUGAAUACAUGUGAGACAGAAACAGACAAUGUUUAAAGCUACAGUGAACGCUUUCUUUGACUGAGUUUGCUAGGUAAACGCAUCAGAAGCGCACGUGGGGCAGAUGCUGCCAGUCCCCGUCAGUGUGAAGCAGAGCUGAGUGUAGCUCGAGACAGAAGCACAGGAAGGAGUGAGAAACGGAUGUGUGACAAUGACCCACGCUGUAAGCGCUGCUACACACGGUCGGUUUGAUCUGCUCGCCUUUAACUCGAUAUUUUAGCUACUCAUGAGAGCCCCCAACUAGCUCUGUUUGGAUUAUUCUGCGCUUUCUCUGGAGUGCGACUUUAUCUACAGUGAGUGGAGAAGUUUGAGACAACAUGGGGACUCAGGGCGCAGGACGGAAAAGGUCCACCAAGAAGGACAAGUCGACGGCGGAGGACGAUGCCCUGAACCUCAUAGCGAGAGAGGCCGAGGCCAGGCUGGCAGCGAAGAGGGCGGCCCGGGCAGAGGCCAGAGAGAUCCGCAUGAAGGAGCUGGAGAGACAACAGAAAGAGAUCUUUCAGGUGCAGAAGAAAUAUUAUGGCUUGAACACCAAAGUAGACGACCGAUCGGACAGCAAAUGGGGAGAUAUUGAACAAUGGAUGGAGGACAGUGAGAGAUGCUCACGUUCUUCACGGGUACACACGCUGUCUGACGACGAUGAGCGGAUGUCAGUGGGGAGCCGGAGCAGUGCCAAGUCGGAUCUUGAUUCAGUUGGGGCUUAUGGUGGAGGGGACUCCUCCUCACUAACGAAGUCAAAGAGAAAGAAGAAACAUAAGCACAAAGACAGAGACAGGAACGGGCCUGAUGAUGAUCACAGUGUCCUGUCCAGCAGGAGCUCCAGACUGAGUGAUGAGAGCAGAGUGUCCCGCUCCUCCAGGCUGGACCUCACGAGCUCCAGACUGAGUGAUGACCCCCGGGGGUCUCGGGGCUCCAAAUUAGACCUGCAGCCGACUUCUUACUCUUCCUCUGACCUGUACAGCUACAAUGGUCUGUCCUCUGCCAGAAACCCCGGCUCCACUUACAAUGGUUACCAGCCUGUAGAGUACAGUAGUUGUCGCAGCUCCGGCUCCAGGGUCUCCUCCAGGGCCGGGUCAGCCCGCACCAGCCCAGUGGACCACUGUGGCUCUGUGGCCAGUUAUCUGAGGAGUGCAGCGGGCGGCAGCAGCCUCCCCCGAGACCUGGAUGAUGUCACUAUUCCUGACCUUUCUGAUGUGCGUGGCUUUGCCCCCGCAGGAGGCCGCCGCCGUGAUGUGGAGGACAGAGAUUAUCUUGAGAAGGGAUCUCGAGCAGCUUCUGCCCUGACAGCAGCGACCCUCACCUCGUUAGGCGGGACUUCCUCUCGCAGAGGAAGUGGUGAGACGGCUAUAACUGUAGAUGCAGAGACGUCUAUACGGGAAAUUAAGGAGAUCCAUGAACUCAAGGAUCAGAUUCAAGAUGUGGAGAGCAAGUACAUGCAGAACCUGAAAGAAGUCAAGGAUGCAUUAGUAGGAGUGGAGGAGAAGUACCGUAAGGCCAUGGUGUCCAACGCUCAGCUGGACAAUGAGAAGAACAACCUGAUGUACCAGGUGGACACGCUGAAGGACUCGCUCAUGGAGCUGGAGGAGCUGCUGUCUGAGUCCCGCCGCGGCUUCGAGGACAAAGUCAAGGAAUGUGAGCGAGAGAAACAUGCCCACACUGUGCUCCAGUUCCAGUUCAAUGAAAUGAAAGAGACGCUAAAACAAAGUGAAGAGCUGCUCAAUGACAUCCGUCAGCUGCAUAUCAAACAGGAAGGUUUGAAUAGAGAAAUAUGUGACCUGCAGGAGACAGUGGAGUGGAAGGAUAAAAAGAUUGGGGCCUUAGAGCGACAGAAAGAAUACUCAGAUGCAAUCCGGAUGGAGCGAGAUGAGCUCAGAGAGGAGGUGGUGAACCUGAAAGACAUUCUGAAGAAACAUGGUAUAGUAUUGGGACCUGAUCAAAGCAUCAAUGGAGAAGUUGGUGAGACAGAAGCUGACGGGACCCCCGGUGCAGACCCUGCUUCCCCCCUGGCUCAGGAUUGUCAGACCCCCCCAACAGAGAGGAACAGCAUGCUCGGCAACACAGAGGAGACACUGUUGAGAAGUAGCGAGGAGGAAGAGGUGGAUCCAGAGCAGCAACGAGAACAUUUUGAGGAAGCCAAAGAGAAUCUCUUUAGCUCUGAAGAACUCUGUAAUGUUUCUGGUGUGUGCACUAUGCAAGCAUCUGGGGAGGAACAGCCAACACAAGGACAACAGAAUGCCACAGAAGAAGAUGAUGUUGAAGAACCUGGCCUUAGGAAGGACUUGAAUGUUGACAUUAAUGACCAGUCGGUCACAGAGUCCAAAGAUAUAAUCAUUUGUAGCCCUGACCUUCAGGGCAUUGUCACAAGUUCUGAGGAAAGUGUCACAGAAACAGUAAUGCCUGAGGGCAAAGAGUUAGGAUGGACCAAUAACCUAGAUUCAGGGCAGACAGGAAGCCAAAUCAAUAGUGUAGACACACAAAGUGAUGACAUUAGAGAGUCAUCCAACAACCUAUUGAAAGAGCAAGAAAACAAACAGGAAGAUGUUGAGGAACGUCAUCUGAGAAAUACAGAAUCGUGUCCUGAGCAAGAGGUUGCACAAGAUGUUGGGACAGAGAAGUCCGUACCAGUUGAGUCAAAGACAGAAGCUCAACCAGAGCCGGAGAACUCUGAAGAGGCAGAGCACAUAGAAACUAAGGAUAUAUCAGGUAACUCUCAGCCUCAGGGCGCUGCUGCUCCAGGGAAAAAGAAGAAAAGGAAGAGGAAAGGUAAAAAGAAAGGGAUGGGAGAUGGGAACCAACAAAGGGAUGGAGCAAAUAAAGAAAAGGGCAAAACAGAGGUGAAAAUUGAAUUGGCUACAAAAGAUAAUGAGCUAACGGCAGAACCUGAAAUUCUUAGUUCUGUCGCUGAAGCCCUCGAAGAAUCAGGGAUGCAUCAAGUAAAGAAUGUGCAGGACAGGCAACAAGUAGAAGAAGUGGAACCUGUUGAAAGCCUUUCUCCCAAUGACACUCAAAGAGAUUCAAGAAGGGAUCAUGUUACAGAUGAGUGUGACAAGGAACACACUUUAGAAAUGGAGAAGGUAGAAGAAGCAACUACUGAAACAUUUUCUCACGUCACAACCCCUGCAGAAGUGAGGCUGGAUCAUGUUACAGAUGAACAGAACAAGGAACAGUGCUUGGAAACCGUAAAAGCAGCAGAGGCAGUGGCACCCGCUGAAACCUUUUCUCACGUUGAAACUCUCAAGGAAUCCAGAGCAGAUUCCAUCUCCAAGGACGAGCAGGAACAACCUUUAGAAACACAGAGAGUAGAAGAAGUGGGAUCUGUCCCAGAGACCAACCUCGGUACUGAGAGCCCCGAUGAUCUUAACAAAGAGUGCACUUCCUGCGUAGAUGCCUCUAAAAGUGACAUCUCAACUAAUGACAGUGUCAUCCAGGCUGAGUCAGAAAUUGUUAAUAGUGCGGAGAAUAGGGUUAGGCCUAUUGACGAGAUGAAAUCAGAAUGCACACCUAAUAUCCCAGAAAACACGUUUGAAAGCAUCGUCAAGGAAAACGCCGAAGCUGGAUCGCACAAUCCAAUCAAUGGUGACAUGGCUGCUGAGGAACCUAAACCCACAAGCAAAGCUGAGAGUAAUGAUAAAACAUCCGUGUCCCCAUCUUCUACCAAUGGCUUUACUGACUCUCUCAGGAGCUCGUCUGGCUUCGAGCUGUCUGCAGGCGUGAACUCGGCCAGCGAGGACAAGGUCUCUGAUGGAAGUCCAGAAGACGUUACUGAGACAAUCAAAGAUGAUGAGGACCCAGGAAUACAGACUGAACAAGACAAACCACACGCAUCUCCCAGUGUCCUGUUUCCCAGUAAUGAUGAGGCAGAGCUGAACAGAGGCUUGUGCGAAUCUGAAGGUUUAGUCCAAACAGACCCAUUACAUGACCAAAAGAAAGAAAGUCUAAGCAGUCCAUCAUUUGUAACAAACAUGGAUGCAAUCGACACUGUUCAGAGUCUGUUGGAGACUGUAGUGCAAGCAGAACAGCUGGAUGAUGUAGAAAGCCAGACGGCACAAUGUGAGGUUCACGUUGACAAAUCCAAUGCUGACCUGACCCCUGAAUCAGAGAUCAAUACCACUGAGACAGUAAAUACACCAGAUGUUCCAAAAGAAGCUCCUGAAAAUGGGUCGACUAUGGAGCAGGAUCACAGAUCUGAAGAAUUCACCAUGGCAGGAGAUCCAGAGCAUAAUAACAAUCCAAAUGAUCAGCAAAGCAAGACACAUCAACUGCAUGAACCCAUGGAAGACAUUCCAUCUCAGCUAACACUGCAGGUGUGCGAUGAAGAGGACGGUGAAAAGGAUGAAGGUCAUUCUUUUGAUUUUGAUGACAUGGAUUUGGAGCCAGCUGAAGGUGAAAGUCGCCAUAGGAAUCCCCAACCGGAAGAAGAAGUGGAGGAGGGAGUUGAAGUUGUUCCAGAUGAAAGCGGCAGCUCAGGCGUCCAGACUCCGCCACAAAACUGUUCGGCUCAGGAGGAUGGCACUUUGGAAAAAGGGGAAUAUUUGUUGGAAAAGGAGGAAGUAAGUGUAACAAACGAGCCCAGGGGCAUUGCAGAGGAAGCAAAGGUUCAGAGUGUUGGAGAGGUGGGGGGUGUUGCAGAGGACGUUCAGCAGGCGGUGUCCCUGCCUGUAGAGGAAGGGUUAGAAGCCAUUAAGCAGGUCCAGGGGGAACAUGUGGAUUUACCAAAGAGUUCAGAACAAGUGGGCAGCAAUACAGAGCCCCAGCAGGCAGGGAAGGAUGUGAGGAAGAACAGCAAGAAAGGCAAAGGCAAGGGCAAAGAGGAGUGCAAGAUGUCUUAGCUUAUAGAUGGUAUGUAUUAUGAAAAUGUACCAUGGAUCUGCCCUAUAGUAGUCUCUGCUUAGCUGUUUACAAAGUACAUGUUUGCAGAACAUUACAGCAUUUUGUCUGUUUCCAAACAAAUAUUGUAAGUUUUAUUUUUAAUUAAACAGACCAACGUUUUCUUUGAGGUCAUGUGUGCAAAACAAAGUGUGUGGAGAGGUGAGACUGUAAACUGCUGUGUAACCGUAGAUCUACUGUCGCUAAAUACUGCACUUGAUACAUCAGGCAACAUUAUUUAGUUAACAGCUAUCAUGCUGCUUGUUAUGUUUAAUGGUUCAUUUUGCUGUGCCCCUGUAUCACACAUCACUUCAUCCGGUACUGUUCCAGAAACCCAAGCAUGUCUUCAUUCCAUAGGGGAACAAUAAAAACACAGAUGUUAGCUGGUUAUUUUAGGAAAGUAUCUUCUGGAUGGUCACACUUUAACUGUGUUCCCCUGUUCUGUUCUUAGGGAUUAAUACAACUUGAAGACAGCUAUUUCCAUCUACAUGAAUGAACAAUGUAUCAUAAAUAUGUUUGCAAUGUGUUGCACUAAAUGGAGAAGAUGAAUGCCCUUUCUGAUAUGCCAAUAAAUACCCUGCUGUUACCAAUUUAAAA